AUGGCGAAGGGGUCCCCCAGUGGCAGCCGAGCACAGGCAGGAGCGACAGAGGAGACAGCACCACCGGCGGCAGCUGCAGCAGCAACAGCAGCAGCCGGCCCACUCAACACCGCAGACGUAGAAGUGUCGCCUUGCUGUGCCCCAGCGGCUCCUUCAGCAGCUGCUUCAGCUCCAUCCGGAUCAGAAGCAGCAACAACUGCUGCUGCAGCAGCAUCAUCAUCAUCAUCAGCAGUAACUGCUGCUGCCUCAGAGCCUCCUCUGUCAAACUUUACCUUGCUGGUUGGUCGGCGUUAUAUUCUCGUUGUGGGAAGCACAGACCGUCUCCCCGCAGUUCACGAUGCAGCACAGCAGCAGCAGCAGCACCAACAACAACAGUUGCUGCUUCAUCCACUGCGGCAGCAGGAUGAACAGCAGCAGCAGAUUCAAAAAUGGCUGUUGGGGGGAGACGGGAGGACGUGGAGGCGUCUGCAUUCUUUGCUGCUGAUACACAAGCAGCCGACGCUCCAGCAGCGGCAGCACAUGAAAAGGCACUUCUAUUCGCAGCAGCAGCAACAACAGCAGCAGCAGCAGCAUCAACAUUGUUUCCACCGGCCUCCGACGUGGGAGCGGAUAGGCCGAAAGCUGAUGACAACAGAGGAAACAGCAGGCUGCCUGAGGAACACGCUGCGGCUGCUGAGCGAUCAGCCGCAGCAGCACAUUUGCUGCUCGGGGCUAAUCGGUUUCUUACCGCUUGUCUGCGGCUUCCAUCUCGUUGCUGCUGCUGGUGCACAACCCGCGGCGCGUUUGCUGCUGCACCACACAGUGUAUGCGGUGGAUAGUUUGCUGCUGCUGCCUCUCUUCUUUGAUGCGAGCACUACGCAGGAGGCCGCAGCCUUCUGCUGCAGAACCCCCCCAACUCUCGGCUUGCUACACUUUCUGCAGCAGCAGCAGCAACAGCAACACCAGCAGCGGCAUAGCCAGGUGCAGAAGCUAAGACCGCAAUCAGUGCAGCAGCAAGAGCAGCAGCAAGAGCAGCAGCAAGAGCAGCAGCAAGAGCAGCAGCAACAUGUUUUGUUCCUGCAGGAGGUGCAGGCUCUGUGCCGGGGCCUGGCAGGCUUGUCGUUGACCUCGGGACCAGCGGCAGCAGCAGCAGCAGCAGCAGCAGCAGAAGACGCUAAGUACAAGGCAUCGGUUUUCGCUUAUCAUGCAGACAGGGGGGUUUACUUCUGUCGUACUCUCUGUAUCAACAUCUCGCUCCAGCAGCUAGCGGCUAGGAGACAUGCUGCACGUGCUGCAGCGGCUGCUGCUGUUGCUGCUGAGCCCCCAGCUGCAGCAGAUGCAGGAGCAGCAGCAGCAGCAGAUACUGCUGCUGCUGCUGCCCGCGCAGCGUUGUUUCACGACCUCUAUCUGAGUUGCGAGGUUUACCCAGAAGACGGCAGCUGCAAGCAGCAACAGGAACAGCAGCAGCAGCAGCAGCGAGGGCCUGGCACCCGCUGGCGCUGGUCGCCCCUGCACCGGGAGGAGUGCCGAUUUUUGUGGAAUCGAGAGCUGCUCUCGUUGCUGCUGCAGCAGCAGCAGGCGGAGUUGAUAUCUGAGGGCUUUUUCCUGCUGCUGCUUCAUGGCUCGGUGCAGCAGCAAGUGCUGCACACGCAAGGAGUGCUGCUGCAGCUGCUGACGAUCUCAAGGCGUUCUGCUGCCUUCGCAGGGCCUCGGUACCGAAAGAGGGGCCUUAACGACGCUGGAGACGCCGCAAAUGAAGUGGAGGUGGAGUUCGUAUGUAUGGCCACGAUGCCUUCUCGCAGCGCCUCAGAAGCAGCGGCUCUGCAGGCAGUAGCAGCAGCAGCAGCAGCAGCAGGCACGCCUGCUGCACUGUGGCGGCAGAUGCUGCUGCGAGGGGGAGGUGCAUUUGAAGCUGCUGUUGCUUCGCAUGUCAUCGCGAGAGGCAGCGCGCCGCUGAUGUGGUGUCAAGACACCACAGUUAUCCCCUCCAGACCCAGAAUUCAACGGAGAAUGACGGACGUGAAUUGCAGCGCGAUAAGGAGACACAUGGCGAGUUUGCUGCAGCGAUACGGCGCUCCUCUCCUGCUGUUGAAUCUGCUGCGGAACAGCCCCCGCCUGGGGCCUCCCCCAGCACAGCAGACAGCUCCGCGUGCAUUUGCUGCUGCAGCAGCUAGGCUGGGGGAGCAGCAGCAACAACAACAGCAGCAGGGAGUUGCGUUAGGACCGGCAGCAGCUGCACGUGCUGCUGCAGCUGCGGAGGAAGACAGCCACAGCGAAGAAGCAGCCGCAGCAGCCGCAUCUGUAGCGGACCAAGAAGCCUGUCUUGGGGAGGAGUACCGAAAAGCUGUUGCAGCCCUGAACGCAGAGCUGCCUGCUGCUGUACAGCUGCGGUUUGCUGCGGUAGAUAUCGAAGCAGCAAGACGCAGCAACCCCCAGGGCACCUCCGCAUGGGUUGGGGUCCUUGCGGCAAAGACAAUUAGGGAGCUGCAGUUCUUCGCAACCAAUGAGUCCGCUAUUAAGACAAUUCCCUUGCAGCAGCAGCAACAACAAUUAGUAGCAGCAGCAGCAGCAAUGGUAGCAGCAGCAGCAGCAGCGGUAGCUGCAGCACCAGCAGCAGCUGCAACAGUAGCAGCAGCAGCAGCAGUGAUUGUAGUAAUAGUAGUAGUCAGACCUUUGCUGCUGCAGCGGGGUGUCUGUCGUCUGAACUGUCUCGACUCUCUAGACCGCACCAAUGCGCUGCAGCUGCAUAUUCACCGCGCAUUCGUUCUUUCUUUUAUGAGGGCUCUUCCUGCUGCACUAACCAUCGAUAGUGCCCUAGAUGAACAGGUGUUGCGCGCCAUAGCCGCCCUCACGGACAGUAGCGGCGACGACCUCGCCCUUCAGUAUGGAGGGUCGGUGGCGCACAGGAAGAGGCUCGAGCCGUUGGCCUGGGCGGCUCAGCUGCCUCGGGGAUCGUCUCCUGGAGACGAUCCCAGCGGAAACCCCUGGAGCCUCUUUAGUAGAGUUGCAAGCAGCAGCAGCAGCAGCAUCAGCGGCACUUCCUUUUCUCAGUUGUCGCCGCCGCCUCUCGCAGCAUCCGUUGCAGCCGAUGAAGCUGGUGCCGCAGACGAACAUCGCACUGGUAGCAGCAGCAGCAGCAGCAGCAGCAAAUCCAGCAGCCUUUUGAGCAGCGCAUUGUCUGCUUUGCAAGGUGUCUCCUCAGCGUUGGCUCUUCAGUGGGUUGGGGGUCGCAGCAGCGGCGCCACGGUGCUGCCGCUGCUGCCGGGCCUCUCCACUUCUCUACAGCGCAGGUAUAGCAACGUGCUAGAGGACGGGCGGAAGCAGCAAGCCUUAAAUAUCUGGUUUUGCUUGUCUUCUCCCUCCGCGAGACAAAACUUGAGAACACCCAUUUGGCGCUUAGAGGACAGCUACGAUCUGUACAUACACCACAACUUUCUUGAGCCAUCUUUUUCUCCGAAGGACUGGUGGGUGCUGCCGCUGCAGCGCUUCUUUAACGGCAUGAAGGCAUCUCUCACCACCUCCCGCUGCAGCAGCAGCAGCAGCUACGGCUGCUGCUGCUCCUGCAUGCGCACUCCCCAGCAUGAACAGGCAGGGGCAGCGACGAGCGCAGCAGCAGGAGCAGCAGGAGCAGCAGGAGCAGCAUCAACUGCAAUGGCUGCAAAGGGGCUGCUGGGCUGCUGCGGCUGCGGCUGCCAGGUUGCCAGCAGCGGUCAGUUCACUGUUGCUGCUGCUGCUGCAGCAGAUGCGUUUUUCCGCUCUCGUGGGCCACUCUGGGUGAAGGACUUCUUAGCGCUACCGUCUUCAGCGGCCGCUCCAAGCAGCAGCAGCAGCAACAGCAGCAGCAACAACAACAGCAUCAGCAACAGCAGCGGCGUUCCUGAGCCUGAGGAUGAUGAGCGCUGUCUCUUGGAAGUGUUCACGUAUGCCCCUUGGCGCAGACAAGCAGCAGCAGCAGCUGCUGCUGGUGCUGCUUCUGGGGCUGCAGCAGAGGUGACCGCCUGCCAGCUGCCUGGCAAAAGGGUCGGGGCCAACGUGUCAGCAGCAGAACCAGCAGCAGCCGCAACAACUGCAGCAGCAGCAACAUCACCAGCGGCAAUUGCAGAUGGACCUGCCUCUGCUGUUGUUGCUGCUGCUGGCCCUGCUGCUGGUUCAGACCCUGAGAAUAACGCAGCGCGAAGCGAGUAUAAUACGGAAGGCAGCAGCAGGGGAAACAACAGCAGCAACAAAUCAUUCUCAGCGCAUGCAGAACUGCAGCAGAAGCUGGCGACCCGUGCAUCUGUGGGGCGGUCUUCUCUGGCUUUGCUACUGCCUAGCCUCAUAGACACGGAAGCAGCAGCAGCAAGAGCGCUGCAGUGCUGCUACGCGCUGCUGCUACGGGAGCAGGAGCAGCGGUGGACGUACACUGCACUGCAGCAAAUGCAGCAGCAGCAGCAAGAGGAGGAACGCAGGGGCAGCAGCUUCAUCUCCAGGUGGGUGUCCGGGCACUUGGUGCUGCAGCAGCGCAGCAGCAGCAACGCGCUGCAGCAGCGACUGCUGCAGGCACACAGAGCACGACGGCUCAGGGUGCAAGCAGCACACCUCAAGGCCUCUGACGUAGAGCAGAAGCACCCAGCAGCAGUUUUCUGCUGCCGGCGCUGCUGUACACCUCGUGCUGCAGCGGCCGAUCCGAAGGCGCUGCUGCUGCUGCUGCCGCAAGCAGCAGCACAGGCGCCACAGGGGGACUCCGCAGGAGUCAACAACCAGCAACAGGAGCAGCAGCAACAGCUGCUACUCCUGCGAGAGGAAGCAGAAUCGUUUAAGCGGAUCCUGCAGGAACAGCUACGAAGAGGCCUGGAGGUGUACGUGCAGCAGCGGCAGCUGCAGCACAAGGAAGCACUGACAGGGCUUCCGCUUGAACUCCAGCAGCAGCUGCAGCUCACCAGCAGCAGGCGCACCAGCGGCGUAAACUGCCGCCUUCGAGCAGCAAAUGGAAGGAGCAGCAGCAAAAGCAGCACUUGCUGCUGGGAAGCAGCACUUGCUGCUGCUUCAGACACGGUACUACAGCCCGUGGAGCUGCAUGCACAGCAGCAGCAGAUUCACCUUGCCAGACUGCGGCGGCAGCAGCGGCAGCUGCAGACGCGUUUGCUGCUCCCAGCCAUGUAG
Eimeria acervulina is the source of this 5121-nucleotide messenger RNA. RefSeq lists its product as hypothetical. The transcript is spliced from 11 exons. Gene Ontology annotation, cellular component: intracellular membrane-bounded organelle. The coding region runs from base 1 to 5121 and encodes 1706 amino acids. NCBI's taxonomy places the organism in Eukaryota, Apicomplexa, Conoidasida, Eucoccidiorida, Eimeriidae. Gene Ontology annotation, biological process: phosphatidylinositol dephosphorylation. The record is from RefSeq and is a predicted model, not a curated record. Gene Ontology annotation, molecular function: phosphatidylinositol-3,5-bisphosphate 5-phosphatase activity.